Parasteatoda tepidariorum (common house spider) is the source of this 2926-nucleotide messenger RNA. Its product is annotated as fatty-acid amide hydrolase 2. Gene Ontology annotation, cellular component: endomembrane system. NCBI's taxonomy places the organism in Eukaryota, Metazoa, Arthropoda, Arachnida, Araneae, Theridiidae. The record is from RefSeq and is a predicted model, not a curated record.
AGUUAACUUUUUUUUUACAUCCUGGAAUAUAGACAGAUUUAACUACUUAGCCUCGAAGAAGAGCAUCUGAUAAAGUACUCAUAAAAUAAACAAUUGCAGACGAUUUUUGUGUCAAGUAUUUUAGCUUUCAUAGAACGGUAACAAACAGCAUUUGUGUAAUAUAAAUCAUGUUCUCAAUAUCAUUUAGCAGUAUUUAAAAUCAUUCGGUUAAUUAUUUCUUAACUGUGUUUUUCUGCAUUGUUCAGUUAUUCAAAUAUUAGUUAAAAUAACACCAAACAAUUUUUUUUUAUUCCUAAGGAACAAAUAGAAAUGGCUUUCGAGAGAAUUGUGGCACGUUCGAUUGGCGACAUUUUGAGAAUCAUUAUAACAUUCACUCGACCAUUCUCUGACAAAAUUCUUUCGAUUUUGUACCGAAUUUUCAUGGGACCUACAAAGCCACUACCUCCCAUACGCAAUCCUUUAUUACUUUACACAGCUUCCGAACUUGCUGAAAAAAUUCGAAAGCGCCAGGUAAAAUGUGAGGAUGUAAUGAAAGCUUACGUGGAGAGAUCCCGGGAGGUACAUCCUUUUAUUAAUGCAGCUUGUGACGAGAGAUAUGAAUAUGCACUGAAAGAUGCAAGAAAUAUCGAUAUCUUUUUGGAUAAAAAUGAAAAGCUUCUGGAUGAUAUUGAGAGAGAUACACCGUUACUCGGAGUACCUUUUACGUGCAAAGAAGCUAUAGGAGUAAAAGGAAUGGCCCAAACUUGUGGCUAUUAUAAAUCGAAAAAUGCAGUUGCUGCACAAGAUGCCGAUACUACAGCACUAUAUAGAAAAGCUGGAGCAAUACCUGUGACUGUUACAAACGUUCCAGAAACGUUAUUGUGGUGGGAGAGUGCAAACCUUGUCUUUGGCAUGUCUAAAAAUCCAUAUGAUAACACAAGAACAGUAGGGGGAAGUUCAGGUGGGGAAGCAGCUAUAAUAACAUCUGCUGCAGCUGUUAUUGGUAUUGGAAGCGACUUGGCUGGUAGCAUACGAAUGCCAUCAUCAUUUUGUGGAAUUUUCGGGCAUAAGCCUUCCCGAAAUUAUAUAUCAAACUGCUCCCCGGAAGAUGCAGAAGAAGACGCCUUAUUGGAUGAUUUCAUUAGCACAGGACCAAUGUGUCGAUACGCCAAAGAUUUGUCCUUAUUGGUGCGAAUUUUAUCUGACAACAGCAAUAAAGUGCCACUGGACAAAAGAGUGAAUUUUCGGAAUGUAAAAAUUUAUUACAUGGAAGAAAUUCCUGGGAAACUUAAUUGCUCAACACCAGAUGCUAAAAAUAAAAUUCACCAGGCUGUGAAACACUUCGAAACAACGCACGGCGUGACGCCAACACGCUUAGAAAUGGAUGAACUAGAGUAUGCAUUUCCCAUGUGGGAGUGCAAAUUGCUAGAAAGAGGAAUAGGUUCCGUCAAAGACAUUCUAGCCGGUAAAGACGGUAAAAUCAAUCUGUGGUUAGAACUGCUAAAAAGUCUAUUUCGUAUGUCAAACCACACAUUGCCAUCAAUUUUUUUGGCAAUGAUAGAAAGAAGAAGUAAAGACAAAUUAUAUCAUUUUUGUCUCCAGCAAUACCGAAGUAUGGAGAAGAAGUUUCUUGAAAUCUUUAAGGAAGAUGCCAUUUUCUUGAUACCGACUCAUCCCGAGACUUCUCCCCAUUACCUGAUGACCAUCCCAAAGUAUCCAAACGUAGCGUACACGUGUAUAUUCAGUAUUUUAGGGUUUGCGUCCACUCAGAUACCAGCAGGAUUGAGCCAUGGAUUACCAUUUGGUAUUCAGGCCAUAAGUGGAUAUUAUAAAGAUCACCUUACGAUAGCAACGGCAAUCGAAUUAGAAGAGGUUUUUGGUGGUUGGAUAAGUCCAUCUCCGGUAAUUCUUGCAAAAAAGAAGCUAAGAACUUGACUUUUCAUUUCAUAACACUAUAUGUACUGCGCAUUUGAGCGUUUUGUUCGUCUAUAUAAACAAUAGGGGGGCUUGAUUCAUAUAUCAAAACCCGAAAUGGUCUAUCAGGAAACAUUUUUAUCUGUGAGAAGACACCAUGUUUCUAAUGAAUUCACUUAGAUUUACCUAAUAUACUAUUAGAUCUAGACUACAUCUAGACCAGAGGUCCUUAGUUAAUUUCGGCUAUGAAAUCCUAAAUAAUCCACAAUCUUUUCACAGAACUCCGACUUAAUAAAAUAAGUAAAGACAAAUGGGAACGUAAUAACCAAUAAAAGAGUACGGUGAAAUUAAAGCUAAAAAAAACUGUUAUAAGAGUUGAUAUAAAUUUUUAGGAAACAUACUUCUUUAUAGGCGAAUUUAGCUAUUUUAUUUUGAUUGUAAGAACGCGACGGGAAAUAGUAAUGCAAUUUUCUAUCAAUUUAUGUAAGAAAAUACUCUUUAAUUGCCAUCUUGACUUUUUAUGGUUCUUCGUGAAAAAGCGAUUUCACAUGGUUAGGCAUAAUCACUUCACCUCUUGAGUUGCAAGUACCCAAUUAUAGAAAAUCACAAAACAAGACAUUUUAAAAGGUGUCUAGUAAAUUAAAAUUGUGUAGAAACAUCAGUAGAAUUACAUGAAAUAUCCACAAUUAAAAAUAAUUUUAUUAAAAGGUAACACCCAAAAAGUUUUACAAUUACAGCCAACAAAAAUUUGGUAAGUGUUCCUACAACGUCACUUAAGACUAUGUAGGUGGUUUCUACAUAAAGUUCUUCCAUUAUAAUGAGAGGUAAAAAAAUAAAUUUUGAGGAUUUUUUUCAGCAAAAAAAAAUUAGCAAAAAAAUUAAAAAAAUGAAAAAAAUAAGCUCUUUUAUUUGUAUACUUCUGCAUUGUCAUUGCUUUAAUGUAACGCUUAAUGUUUUAAUGUUUGUGUUAUUCGUUAUCUUUUCUAACAACUUGCUUUAUGUUUAUUGAAUAUAAAAAAAUCUUUAUAUUUCA